AUGCCUACCAGGAAGAAAGUGCUGGAACAUGACCCUGGUGAUGUCGAAGCAUUCUACGCAAUCAUUUGCUUCUCCCGUUCUCUGAAUAUUGUGAGGGGUGAUCGAAUCAAGCCGACGUUUUCUGCUGAAAGUGAUGGUGUUGACCUCGCAAAAUGCCGGCGAGAUUUUGCGGACGCGAUCGCAUACUUUUGCGCAUACAAGGGCGACCCUGAUUGUGUCAUUGCUGUGGCUUUAGGUCAAAGGGGAACCAAAGUCAUCCUUUGGGUUGCAAGCAACGCAAAAGUCCCCAGGAAGGUGGUUGAUUUUCUGGAAAGUGAUGUGCUCAACGCUGUGCAAGGACUGGCAUAUGCAUCUACGCAGGAACAGUUGCCUCCGAGCGAAACAGAGAGGGUUACUGAUCUUCUGAAUAAGGUGCUGCAGUUUACAAGCGAGAAAAUUUUCAAGUACUAUAAACGCGCCCUUAUGACAUGGAGGGGUGUUUACGGAUCCGGGAUAACCGAAGGAACCCCGAAUCAGGAUCUUGCUAUAUUUCACGAAUGGUUUAAAAGGACAUUUCAGAAAGACGGCGACUCGCUAGUGAAAUGUGACAUGCCUGAGCUCUCAACUCUUUGUUAUCAGCAACGAAAGAACAAGGCAUUUGAUAUCCUCAAGCACUUUUCGAGCCAAGGUAAUGAACAUAGCCUUGAUUAUGAGCGACUAUACAAGUUGCUCUACAAGUUGGGCAAGCAUAUUAUGCUAUUCGAGAAAAUGAUAUGUGCCACCUUCUCUUUACGCCAAGUCUUUCAGGGAGGCUUUAUGGUGGAACCGAUUCCAGCAUCUACUCCGAAGCCCAUGCCUCUUCCAAAGCUAACUGACCGGGCCCUGAAUAAUAUCGUGACGCGCAUUUUCCCCGGAGACGAUGAGAGAAAUCAGUUUUACCAUCACCUUGACCAAUUCUAUAACCUGAAUAUGGAGAAAAUAAAGCAGUCGCUGCAGCUGUGGGAGAAGACCCAAGUCCGAGUCCACGCAGAGAUUCUAUUGAUCGAUUACCUGGACAAGACUGGCGGGAAAUUCCUUGAUAACAAUGAUAAAUACGUUGGCUGUAGCAAGCCGGCAUGCUACCUUUGCUAUCAAUAUAUUUGCCAACACCCGGGUAAAUAUACACACCCCCCGGCCCACCAAAAGGUUUACCAUGCGUGGGCUCUUCCAAUUGUACAAGCCGAUGAUCGCACUUGCUCUGAGAAGUAUGCUCGACAUAAUCGUUUUCUCCGUCAGAUUGCAGAGGACCUUCGAUCCGAACUUCGACACGAGGGGCUCGACGACUCGAUCCUCGCUUUGAUCCGAGAAAUAAGCGAAGAAAAAAGUUCUAGCUACGAAGCCAACUCUGAUGACGGUGGUGUUAUGCUCUAG
This is a messenger RNA of Aspergillus calidoustus, 1389 nucleotides long. Lineage: Eukaryota; Fungi; Ascomycota; Eurotiomycetes; Eurotiales; Aspergillaceae. The record is from the annotation of a GenBank genome assembly.